Molecule: messenger RNA, 561 nt
Organism: Mytilinidion resinicola
Lineage: Eukaryota; Fungi; Ascomycota; Dothideomycetes; Mytilinidiales; Mytilinidiaceae
Exons: 1
Coding region: 1-561 (186 amino acids)
Source: RefSeq, a predicted model, not a curated record
AUGUUCGACAAAUUCGAAAACGAAUCAGAUUUCUCCCAGACCCGCGAGCUCGACAACAUCAACAGUCUUAUCCAGCAUAUCGAGAAGGCCAACCCGCUAGUCGAUAUCAUAGAAGCCGACUUCGACAAUAUCCCAGAGCUUUCUGAUAUGGACGACCUGCUCGCAGAAGCCAAGAAGCAAGGUGUCCGCCUGCUUAAACGACUUGAUGACAUCUCGCUCAUCGAUGAAGAGCACGAGAAGUCGUCGAAGGAAGCUCGGGAGCAGGAAGCGGCAGAGGAGGCUAGCAAUCGAGAAGUGACAAGGGAAACCCAGCAGCAAGAAGCGGCCGAGGACAAUCAACAGAGUCACGCGACGGAGGAAAUCGAGCAGGAAGAAGCGGAAGGAACUGAGGUACAGACUCGCGAUCUUGAUCAACGUCUUGACGAGAUUCAAGCCACACUUCGGAGACUUUCGUCGGCCACGGAAGAGGUAUCGGCGCUUGCGAAUCGUGUCGAGAAUGCGGUGGCGGCGAUUGUAGCGAUUUUUUUCGUGCUGCUGCUGGCCGCUUGUUGGUAUCUCUGA